Molecule: messenger RNA, 936 nt
Organism: Sinocyclocheilus rhinocerous
Lineage: Eukaryota; Metazoa; Chordata; Actinopteri; Cypriniformes; Cyprinidae
Product: gamma-aminobutyric acid receptor subunit beta-3-like
Exons: 4
Coding region: 646-936 (96 amino acids)
Biological process (GO): monoatomic ion transport
Cellular component (GO): membrane
Molecular function (GO): extracellular ligand-gated monoatomic ion channel activity
Source: RefSeq, a predicted model, not a curated record
AGAAUACUUUUUCGAUAAACUCCGCGUUACACACCAACAAAACGGCGUUCGCGCCGAAGCUUGUGGAAUGUCACGUAACCACUAUACUUAAACUGAAGUCCUCGUGCUCACAUACCAAUUUCAUAACACUCCGGUCGACUCCGUCAUCAGUUGUCGAAUCAAUAGCCGAACUUUCCGUUUCAGUUUCCAAUUCUCACGUUCUCCCAUCUAAUAACAAGCGUAUUUUGUUUGGGUAUAUUUGAAAAAUAAGUCAACUGACUCAGACCAUCCUUUGCUUGUAGCUGAAUCAUAAAAAGAGGCAUAAGACUGAGACUUCAGCACAGGGUGUAGAUUCGGGACAGCAGCUACGGGCGUCAAAACGAAGGAUGGAGAUCUGGCUGAACCCCAAACACCGACUCCCCUGCUGCAAGCUCCGGUAGUUUCUUGGGCAAAAUGCAUUGUAUUUACCGAGCACCUAACCAAAUAACGCAGUCACCGCAAGAGAGCGAAAACCCGGAUCGCAGCGAUUUGUUUACGCGCGUUUGACAGUAAUUGGAGUUAUUUAGGAAAUACCCACUGAUGGAAUAACGUAACCUGUUACCUACGCAAGGAAACCUUACAACGUCCGUUUUGUCGCUCGAUUCCUUGCCUGAAAGAGUAUAAGGAAUGUUUGGAAUACAGAAGCGAAGGCUGUUUGGUGUUCUUUCAUUACCGGUAAUUGUGGCAGUGAUCUGCUGUGCUCAAAGCGCCAAUGAACCAGGAAACAUGUCUUUUGUCAAAGAGACAGUGGACAAGCUUUUGAAAGGCUAUGACAUUCGUCUUCGACCGGACUUUGGAGGCGCACCGGUGGCAGUUGGCAUGAGCAUCGAUGUGGCAAGCAUAGACAUGGUGUCUGAGGUCAACAUGGUAUGUCUGAAACCUUACAACGUCCGUUUUGUCGCUCGAUUCCUUGCCUGA